AGAUGUCUCGGUUUUUGAAGAAAAGGCGGCAGAGAUGUUGGAGGCGCGUCCUGGAGUAUAAUCAACUGGCCAGACCGGCUCCGACAGAGCUAGGGGCGAGUGGGGUUCAACGCGUACCUUUCGAUUGUCAGUUGUCAACCAAAGACACACGCGCCAGGCCCGAGUCUCAAGAUCCUUCGGGACAACAUGGGCUCUGUAGUGUGUCUGCAACUCGCCUGGCUGGGAAACGAGACUCACACGCCACCCUUGGUCACCCAAGUUACGUCAAACGGCGUUGGCAGAGCCUCUUGAUAAGCCGAGAAUCGCUUCGUGGUGUAUAAAUAGUAUCAUGCCUUCUUGGUUGACUCCUUCAUCUCAUAUGUAUCGUUCAUUCAACCUCUCGCCGGCUUUAAAGGGACUCGCAAGGCUCGGCGAAGACAUGCGUUUUCUCGCUGCUGGUUGGCUUGUCAAUAGAUGCAUACACCACCGCAUACGGGUACCACACACACAAGAUCUUGGGACGUCAUCGAACGCCUUGCAUGUCGUGGGACGGUAUGUGAGUUGUCAGCGGAGCAAAAAGGGGGGUGGGCAUCAUGGUCCCGAAGUCUCCAGGACAACGAGACUUGGGCGAGACAGGCUGAAGUUGAAGCUAGCCAAAAGCACGAUUGAAGGCGUCGAGAACCGUUUCGACUACAACGGCAGACAGCAGCCCGCUGGCACCCCCAUCUCUCACACCGUCCAUGUGAGGUGUGACAAACGCAUAGGUAUGUCGUGGCCACCCACCGCCAUGCUACACACACCAUAUACAUGGCAGUAAGGCGUCACUCACGUCCAGUUGCUCUCCCUGCAUCCCACUCGGAUUUGCAUAGGUUGAGAGAUCAACCCCCAAGCCCAAAGCCCCCUUCCAAACGCCCGCAUUAAGACUAC
Molecule: messenger RNA, 906 nt
Organism: Colletotrichum navitas
Lineage: Eukaryota; Fungi; Ascomycota; Sordariomycetes; Glomerellales; Glomerellaceae
Exons: 3
Coding region: 329-796 (155 amino acids)
Source: RefSeq, a predicted model, not a curated record